UAAUUGUGCAUUCGAUGCUUCCCUCGCAUCCUGUUUUAUUAACCAGAGAUUAGUUUGCUGAAUUGGGUUUUCGAAACUCGGUGCCAGUGUUGGGAGGUGGUGGGAGGCAGGGGCGACGCAGGGGAGGGAUCCAGUUUGGUGAUGGUGUUGGUGGUGGUGGUGGUGUUGUGAGGGUUGUUGCGUUGGAGCUAUGGAGCUUCCAGUGAUAGACUUGGAGCCGUUUCUGAAGUGGAGGGCAGCGCAGAGUUGCGAGAGUGAGCUGCCGAUUAGCUUCUCGGACGGAUACGACAAUGGGAUCGUGGAGAAUGGCGGUGGGGGUGCAGAAAUUGGGUCUCCGCAGUUGGAAUUGGGCGAAGGUGAUGGGCUGGUGCUGCUGCGUGAGAGCUGUGCCAGAGUCGCCGCGUGCUUGAGGGAAACGGGAGCGCUUGUCAUUCGUCAUCCUUGUUGCUCUACUGAGGAUAAUGAUCGGUUCUUGGACAUGAUGGAGCGCUAUUUUGGCCAGGCUUCUGACCUCAAGCUCAAGCAGGAGCGCCCUGAAUUGCAUUAUCAGGUAGGAGUAACUCCAGAAGGUGUUGAAGUGCCUCGAUGUUCGGUGGACCUUAAGUUGCAGGAGCAUAUGAAAAGCCUGCCUGAACAUGCCCGCCCUAUCAUACCGGCUGGCCCCGAUCGGAAAUGGCGGUACAUGUGGCGCAUCGGACCGCGCCCUUCCACAACUCGGUUUCAGGAAUUGAAUGCCGAGCCUGUCAUACCUGAAGGACUUCCUGAAUGGGUGGAUGUCAUGGAUGGGUGGGGUCACAAAAUGAUCGCCGCUGUUGAGGUUGUCGCGGAGAUGGUUGCCAUUGGCUUUGGUCUCCCGAAGACAGCAUUCACUUCUCUUAUGAAGCAGGGACCCCAUUUACUAGCUCCAACAGGAAGUGACUUAUCCAAGUACGCUGAUUUGAACAACGUGUUCGCGGGCUACCAUUACGACCUCAAUUUCUUAACUAUUCAUGGGCGCAGCCGAUUUCCUGGACUCUUCAUCUGGCUCAAAGAUGGACGCAAAGUCCCGGUCAAAGUUCCAGAAGGUUGUCUUCUACUUCAAGCUGGCAAGCAGUUGGAGUGGUUGACAGGUGGCGAAUGCGCAGCAGGCAUGCAUGAAGUAGUUGUGAGUGCGAGCACUCUAAAGGCUGUUGAAGCGUCGCAGAAGGCUGGUAAGAGUCUCUGGAGGGUGUCUUCAACGAUGUUCGCUCACAUUGCUUCAGACGCACUUCUAAAACCACUUGGUCACUUCGCCACGGAAGCUGCAUCUAAUAAGUACCCUCCAAUUUACGCCGGUGAAUACGUGGAAGCGGAGCUUUCGACAAUCAAUCUGAAGAACAGCUAAUGCUAGGUCAGGCUGUUAUAUUGGUCCCCAGGAGUUUACUGUUAAUCUUAGCUUGACGUAAUUGUAAGGAGAUACAGAAGCCUUCAAACCUUUUUUCUGUAGGGCAAUGAUUACUUGAAGAAAGUAAUGUGAAUCAAGCCUGUGUCGGGGAAGGUGCUGUGCCAAUCCAGCCAAGGAGGUUGUUGAUCGCAGAAGACGUGUGUUUGCAAGCUACCAAUCUUCCCUCCGUAUGUUGGCUUGAGAAUGUAGCAGUGAAUUGAAAUUCUUUUGUCGUCUUAGUAAUCCAGGUCAUCAACCCAUAGCUUGUAGCAUGAAUCUAUUUGAAUAUAGUCCGGGUUUACGUUAUUUUUAGAAAUAAGAAGCUUCUUCUCAGUGUAGUUUUGUGCAGAAUUGGUGAAUUAAACAUUAAAAUAUUUUUUUACAUAUUACUUCUCCCUAUUGGAGGAUCAUUAUCAUUUAGUGCCA
Molecule: messenger RNA, 1828 nt
Organism: Physcomitrium patens
Lineage: Eukaryota; Viridiplantae; Streptophyta; Bryopsida; Funariales; Funariaceae
Source: RefSeq, a predicted model, not a curated record